AUGCUCACCAUCGCCAAAGCCCUCGCGGCCGUCAUGGCACUCACUCUUACUGCCAAUGCUGCGCCAACCCCUGAGACAGAGAACAUGAACGAGCUUGAUGCUCGUGACAAUGGUGACUUCACCUGGUAUCACACCGGUCUCGGUGCCUGCGGGUGGACAAACCAUAACGGCGAGUUGGUUGCCGCUGUCGGUCAUGCUCUAUAUGAUCGUACUCGCCCGUGUGGUCGCAGGAUCCGCGCCCACCACAGAGGCAAGUCUAUUGUUGUCACGGUUGUCGACCGUUGUGAAGGCUGCAAAGACAACGAUGUGGACUUUACGCCUGAGGGUUUCAAGAGGCUUGUUGGUAGCCUUGGACCUGGUCGUGUCCGAGGCACUUGGGAAUUUAUCUGA
Pochonia chlamydosporia 170 is the source of this 390-nucleotide messenger RNA. Its product is annotated as expansin module family protein. NCBI's taxonomy places the organism in Eukaryota, Fungi, Ascomycota, Sordariomycetes, Hypocreales, Clavicipitaceae. The transcript has a single exon. The record is from RefSeq and is a predicted model, not a curated record. Bases 1 to 390 code for a protein of 129 amino acids.